AUGACGGGAAAACAGGGGGGGCAUGAACGGGAAACAUGGUUCGCAGCCGAAGCCGCUCGCGCCGCUGCGCGCGACCCAGAUGCUCGGGCCUGUCGCGGACGGGAGGAUUCUCUUAGGGAGGGUGCCCGGUUCCUUUCUGUCGGUAACCUGGCGUCGUUCUAUGUCCGGGGACAUGCUUUUGCCACACCAAGCAUGGACCCUCUUUGUGGUAUUGAUGGCUCUCGUCCGUCUCCUCCUCGGUCUAGGAAGAUGGCUAGACGGGAUAGCAGCAUCAGCCUUGAAGAAGGCCCUGUCCCUGUAGAGAGACACUCUCCUCAGACUCAUCACUCUAAGGACAAGGGCGUCUUUGACUCUGCCAAGUCGCCUCUUCCCCUCCUUCGUCCUCACGAACUACAAACUCCCACCACGAUCCGUGAGGCGAGCCCGGAGGAUGGAUGUCCGCUGCUCCCUUCAGAGCCGAGUAUUCCAUCCUCGCCUACGGUGACGGCACCGAUGGAUGUGUUUCUUGUAUAUGAGGACGACCAUGAGAAGAUGAGAGCUGGUGGUGUUGCUCCGGCCAAGGCUGCUCAGGUUAAGCAGCUGAGGUCGGAGCCUGCUGCCUCGUCUCUUGGGACUUCCAGUUGGCAACAUCCAAGUGAUGAUGAUGUUGACCCAUCCUUGAGUGAUGAGGCUCAGCUUAGUGAUCAUGACAAGAUGCCUCGAACUCCAGUACUGCAGCCCAUAGCUGGCCGAGCAAUGACUGAGUCGUCGUCCUAUGUCAUGGUGGGCAUGAUCCCCUCCGAGCCCAUUGAAGCAGAAGACGAUCCAUCUGAGAUGCCUGAUCCAAGCAUCCAGACCACGUCUACGUCUGAGGCUCUGGGAACAUCCAACGGCAUCGACGGUGGUAUCCGCAGGUAUGAUGACUCUCUGCUAACCCAUGACGACAACACCCAGACUGACAGCCACGCAGGAGUGGCAGGCGACAUGAUUCAGCGCCGGGAAUCUGGAGAGCAGCCAGAGUUAGAAAGUCAAAGAAAGAUUUGA
This is a messenger RNA of Fusarium vanettenii 77-13-4, 1023 nucleotides long. RefSeq lists its product as uncharacterized. Bases 1 to 1023 code for a protein of 340 amino acids. Lineage: Eukaryota; Fungi; Ascomycota; Sordariomycetes; Hypocreales; Nectriaceae. The transcript has 3 exons. The record is from RefSeq and is a predicted model, not a curated record.